Daktulosphaira vitifoliae (grape phylloxera) is the source of this 5462-nucleotide messenger RNA. RefSeq lists its product as uncharacterized. Lineage: Eukaryota; Metazoa; Arthropoda; Insecta; Hemiptera; Phylloxeridae. Gene Ontology annotation, molecular function: calcium ion binding. The transcript has 8 exons. Bases 89 to 1183 code for a protein of 364 amino acids. The record is from RefSeq and is a predicted model, not a curated record.
AAAUGAAAUAAAAAAAAUUAUCUGAAUUUUCAUUUUUUGUUUUUUUCAAUAUAUUACUUAUAAUAUAUUGAGAUAAUCGAAAUUUAUCAUGUAUAUUAUAAUCGCAAUUCUGGUCUGUUCGAUAUCUACAUUAGCCAAGCCAAUUCCAAGUUUAAAAUUGAGUGAUAGAGGAAAGUUACAUAUUGCAAUGAGUGGUUAUAUUGUAAAUCAACAAAUUACUCUAAACAAUUUUAUAAAAGUUUUAAAAACAUUUACAAGUAAAUAUGACGACUUCGCGAAAAAAUGGAUUGAAUCUGGCCUUGAAAGUGAACGAAUGUUAAACGUCGAACCGCUUUUAAUAUUGGCAACUGAUGAUUUUGAAAAUCAAUCAAUUAAAAAAACAGAGUUUGUAUAUAAGGCACUGAAUAGUAACAAUGAUGGUAAAAUUGAUGUAUUAAAAUAUCGCACUAUAGGUUUACUCUGUGAUAUUCCUAUAGAUAUAAGUAAUGAAUACGAUAUGUUACUAAUUGCAAUGGGAGAAUAUAUUGUAAAUCAACAAAUUACACUGAACAAUUUUAUAAAAGCUUUAAAAAAAUUUGGAAGUAAAUAUGAUAACUUUGGGAAAAAAUGGAUAGAUUCCGAACUUCAAGGUGAACGAUUGUUAAACGUCGAACCGCUUUUGAUAUUGGCAACUGAUGAUUUUGAAAAUCAAUCAAUUAAAAAAACAGAGUUUGUAUAUAAGGCUCUGAAUAGUAAUAAUGAUGGUAAAAUUGAUGUAUUAAAAUAUCGCACUAUAGGUUUACUCUGUGAUAUUCCUAUAGAUACAAGUAGUAAACGCGAAGAGUUAAUGAUUGCCAUGGGAGGAUAUAUUGUUAAUCAACAAAUUACUCUGAACAAUUUUAUAAAAGCUUUAAAAAAAUUUGGAAGUAUAUAUGAUAAUUUUGCAAAAAAAUGGAUUGAAUCUGAAGUUGAAGGCGAACGAAUGUUGAACGUCGAACCGCUUUUGAAAUUAGCAACUGAUAAUUUUGCUGGUCAGCGAAUAAAAAGAAUUGCUACGAUUUUUAAGGCUGUAGAUAGUAACAAUGAUGGCAAGAUUAGUUUCAUAGAGGGUGGCAAUAUAUGUUUACUUUGCGAUAUCUCUCUCGAUACAUAUGUUAAUACUCCUUAUAAAGGCAAUUCGAUUUCAAAGUUUUUAUCAAAAUGAAUUAUUAUUACAUUUAAUAAAUUAUCAUAAUUUAUAGAAAGAUGAACUAACCAAAAUAAUUUUUUUAUAUAAACAUCUUACGUAUUUUUUUUUCAUUUGAUAUUAAUUUUAUGAUAAUCCAACCCUUUACCUCCCCACAAGGGGGGGAUUCAAAAUAAUAACUUUUCAACUUAAAUUUUAAAAAUGAAAAUACUACGUUUUUAAAACAUAUGUCAAAUUAAACAUAUGUUACGUACUACAAAUUAAAAAAAAGAAAUUGUCCCAACGACCUGUCUUCUUUAUGCCAAUGACUGCUGUAGUUAAAAUAUAUACUAUUUUUGUGUUCAAAUUUUAUUUUAUUUUUUGUUUAUUAUAAAAUACUUUAUAAGGGUUUGCCGUAGUAAUGAGUCCAACAAUUUUUAUAAAAGUUGCAAAAAUCCAACUAACAUUUAAUAUAAAUAUUCUUCUUCUACUUUUUCCUCGCCUUAAUUCCAACUACUCGGUCACUCUUAUCCAAAACUUUCACUUGACACGAUCUUCUACAUCAUCUAUACUAACAUCAGCCGUCCCCAUAUCAAAUUCAAUUUUCACACUCUUGUAUGUCUCAUUUACCUUUAAAUAUAGGCACCACAAUACUAUUACUCUAUUAAUUUGGAAUUUUUCCUUCUAAUAAGAUUUUAUUUAAAAGAUUCUUUAACAACCUUAUGCCAACACCGCCUAAUAUUUUUCAUACUUCUAUUGGUUUUUCAUCUGGUCCUACUGCUUUAUACUUUUUCAUUGAUGCCACAGCCUCUCAUAUCUCUCUCUCGCUAAUUAAAUUUACUAGUCUUUCAUUCCGCAAUAAAUAUAAAUAUAAACUUACUUUGAUUAUUUUACCUCCUCAAAGUUAAGAAAAGUGACUUUGAAUUUUUGAAAACUUGAAAAUUUGUAUAAAAAGUAGAACUUUUUCAACUAAACUUUUAAAAAUGUAGAACAAAAAAUAAAAUAAAAAGCUGUGUAUGGUAUUUAUAGAUUUGGAGAAAGUGUAUGAUAGAGUACCGAGAGAGGUUUUAAAGUGGGCAUUAAUGAGAAAAGGUACAUUAAUAUGAUAGAAGAUAUGUAUGAUGACCCUUGUACCAAGGUAAAAAGUGUAGGAGUAUCAGAAGGUUUUCGGGUAAGAGUAGGAGUGCACCAAGGUUCUGCUUAAACCCUUACUUAUUCUCUAUAGUGAUGGAUGAAAUUACUAGAGAAAUACAAGGAGAGGUGCCAUAGUGUAUGUUGUUUGCUAACGAUAUAGCAUUAAUAGGAGAAAAUAGGGAUAAAUUUAACCAAAGGCUAGAGGUGUGGAGAUCAGAUCUUGAAGAAAAUUGUUUAAAAAUAAGUAGAAGUAAGACAGAGUAUAUAGAGUACGAGUUUGACAAAGGAGAACAUGAGGUAAGUCAGUAACAAUAGGCGAGGGCGUGAUUGGAGAGGUGGAGAAUUUUAACUAUUUAAGGUCAGUUGUGCAAAAGAGUGGUGGUAUUGAUGAGGAUGUAAGACACAGAAUUAAGUGCGGGUGGUUGAAGUGGAGAGAAGCGUCUGGCGUCUUAUGCGAUAAAGGAAUUCCAAUGAGGCUGAGAGGUAAAUUCUACAAGACUGUAAUAAGGCUAGCUAUGAUGUAUGGUUCAGAGUGUUGGGCGGUUGAUGAGAAAGUAGAGCAGAGAAAGAGUCUAGCAUAGAUGAAUGGAGAGACUAGAGAAGAUAGGAUAAAGAACGAGCAUAUAAGAGAGAAUAUAGGUGUAGCGUCAAUCGUGGAUAAGAUGAGAGAAAAUAGACUUAGAUGGUUUGGUCAUGUCAUGAGGAGAGAAGAAUCGGAAGCUGUAAGAAUAGUUCUAGAAAUGAAUGUUAAUGAAAAAAAAGGUAGAGGAAGACCAAAAAGAGAUGGAGGGAUGCUAUUAAAAGUGAUUUAAGGACAGCUGAUGUGAGCGUAGAUGUGGGAGAUCGUGUCAAGUGGAAGUUUAGAACAAAGGUGGCCGACCCCAAGUAGUUAGGAUUUAGGCGAGGUAGAAGAAAAAGAAGAAGAAGAUUUUUCUUUUGGAAUAAUCUAUUAAUUUAUUAGAAUUAAAUUUUUUGGUCCAUAAAUCCUCUUAAGGAAUUUCCUUUCCAUGAUAGCUAAAUAUUUAAAAUUAUCUACCUCCUCAAACAUAUAUCCUCCGACCUGUAAUCCAGCUGCAUUUCGCAUCUGACCUUUGUUCCUUCCUAUUCGCAUGUAUUUUGUUUUAGUCUCGUUAAUGUUGAGUCCCCGUUUUUUAGUACUUCGUAUCAGUAAUUCCAUUGCUUUUUGAAUAUCCUGCUCACUUUCGCCUAAUAUUACCACGUCGUCGGCAUAUGCUAGUAAUGGAAUGUGUUCGACCGCAGUUAAUUCCUUGAUAUUCUUCUUGUACUUCUCUUACUGCUAUCUCUAGUACUAUGUUAAAUAGUAUUGGUGAUAGUGCAUCACCUUGUUUUAAUCCUGUUGUUGUUUGGAAUUCUUCUGAUUUCUUGUGACCAAAUUUGACUGCGCAUAUUGAACCUUCCGUACUCACUCUUAUCAUCGAUAUUAGUUUUGAUGGGACUCCUAACAGCUUUAAGAAUUUCCAUAUUUCUGCUCUUUGUACGGAGUCAUAUGCUUGUUUAAAAUCUAUAAAGAUUAAAUGUAAAGGUCUGUUGAACUCAUAGUAUUUUUCUAUUACAUGUUUAAGCGUGAAAAUAUGGUCUAUUGUUGAUCUGCCUGACAUGAAUCCACUCUGAUAUUCCCCUAUGAUGUUAUUGGCGUAUGGUCUUAAUCGUUUUAGUAGAGUGUUCGAUAAAAUCUUGUAUAUGGUGUUAAGUAAGGAUAUUCCCCUAUAAUUCUUUACAUCCAUGGGGUCCCCUUUUUUAUAUAUAGGGCAUAUUAUCGAUAGGUUCCAUUCCGGUGGAAUCCUUUCAGUUUUCCAUACUUCUUUUAAUAGGUCCCAUAUUUCCUGCGUUAGUUUUCGUCCAUCGUUCUUCAGAAGUUCAACCAUGAUCGAGUCUUCUCCUGGGGCCUUAUUAUUCUUAAGCAUUUUAAUGGCCACUUCUAUUUCUUCUUUACUUGGUAUUUUAUCCUCAGGUUCUGUAGUUUGGUAUGUUGUACUCUCUUCGGUUUUAUCCACUGGUUUUCCCAAUAACUGUUUAAACGUCUCUCUGAAUUCUUCCGCAAUCUUUUUUUCUUCUGUGAUCAGUACGUUAUUGCUAUCUUUCAUUAUCAUGGUUCUUGGUUUACGUUUUUUCGUUAGCUCAUUUGUUAUUUCAAAAAAGGUGCGGGGAUUCAGGUAUUCCUCUUCAAUGGUUUUUAACACGCUUAUAUUAGUUUCACUUGUUUGUUGUUUGUUUGUUGUAAGUUUGUAACUCCACGCGGCACGUGUUAUUAUGUCGCGUAUCCCGUCGACUAUGACCUUGAGACUAGACUGUCGUAACGCAUACACCCCACCCCGCUCACCACUGGCCGACAACAAUAUUUUCUUGUAUAAUUUUUUUAUUUUUGGUUUUCGUACCCGUAUACGCGUCGUUUCGUUAUACACGAUGCCCCACGACUCGUGCCACCUCUAUCAGCCGUCGCCCUAUUUUAUGAGUAUUUGACUGACUAACACCGCGCUGCAAAGUCCAGCAAGUGCCGCACGACGUCCCGCCGCUAAUGAUACUGUAGUCUUCUUCCCGUUGUCAAAGUGACAACGUCAACAAACCGAUCCGCACUCGCGCACCGUCGCCAUCAACGCUUCUAACCUUUUGACGCCUGAGGAUCAUGCCGGAUAUCGCGUCGUCGACGCCAGCGAAAGUGUCGCGAUAUUAUGCGAUGAUCAUAUAUUCCCACCGCCACCGGUCAUAUUAUUAUAUAUUCAUAUGUUAAUAUUCAUUUAUUAAUUCCUACAGCCGACGCCGCUGCCGCCGUAUAUGCCUCGUGUAUAAUGUUCCCCCCGCCCACAAAACACGGCUAUACCUCGUGCGUGAUACGUUUACGUACUUAAGUCGCUUUACAUGUAUAUAUAUAUAUAUAUAUAUAUAUUCUAAUUACUAUUAAAACUUAUAUAUUAAUACGCUUUAUUCUCAUUAUUAGAUAAGUAGUGUAUUCAUUCCGAUUACGGAGGAUGAUUCCCGUAUUGUCAUUUUUCGUCACUACCUCCACAUUGCGCGCCUGCUGCUUUCCUUGGAUGUGGUAGCCAUUUCUUAGACUCCCUCUCCGGAAUCGAACCCUGAUUUCCCGUUACCCGUUACAACCAUGAUAUUGAUAUUAACUAUUAUCAUAACAUGAAACUAAAAAGUGAAAAAUAAAUAUAGUUUAAAA